Molecule: messenger RNA, 3974 nt
Organism: Hibiscus syriacus
Lineage: Eukaryota; Viridiplantae; Streptophyta; Magnoliopsida; Malvales; Malvaceae
Product: auxin response factor 7-like
Exons: 13
Coding region: 374-3643 (1089 amino acids)
Biological process (GO): response to hormone; regulation of DNA-templated transcription
Cellular component (GO): nucleus
Molecular function (GO): DNA binding; protein binding
Source: RefSeq, a predicted model, not a curated record
UAUUCGUUUGAAGUACUAUCAAAGCUUUUCACGAAGCUAAUCAAAGAGAAAGCUUUGUUCGGGAAAAUAACAAGGUUUUGGUCUGCCGUCUAAGUUGGGGUUUCUGAUUCUUCUGGGAUUUGAAUGUUAAUGGAAGCUGCGGCGUUUCCUUAAGCGCGUCUGUACUGAUUUUCCUACAAAGGGUUGCUGCUGCAAGAAUGGAUGUUUCUUUUUGAAGCGUUGUGGUUUCAUUAGCUAAAAGAGUUUGAAGUGACUAUAUGGUGAAAAAAAAGUUGAUCUCUUUUAUGUGUUUUGUUGGAGCAAAACAAGUGAUUGGAUUCCUUGAGAAAAUUUCUUUCUUUUUUCUUUUUCAAAUUGACCCUGGACUGUAAGCAUGAAGGUUCCGCCAAGUGGAUUUAUGGCAAAUUCUGCAGAAGAACGGAAGAAUAUCAAUUCAGAAUUAUGGCAUGCUUGUGCUGGACCACUUGCUUCUUUGCCUCCAGUUGGAAGUUUGGUUUUUUACUUUCCGCAAGGUCACAGCGAGCAAGUUGCAGCAUCAAUGCAAAAGCAGACUGAUUUCAUACCAAGCUACCCUAACCUUCCUUCCAAGUUGAUUUGCGUGCUCCAUAAUGUAACAUUGCAUGCUGAUCCAGAAACAGAUGAGGUGUAUGCCCAGAUGACUCUUCAACCUGUGAACAAAUAUGACAAGGAAGCAUUACUGGCAUCUGAUAUGGCCCUCAAGCAAAGCCGUCAGCCUGCUGAGCUCUUUUGCAAGACACUUACAGCGAGUGACACAAGCACUCAUGGUGGAUUUUCUGUGCCUCGCCGAGCAGCUGAGAAGAUCUUCCCUCCUCUGGAUUUCUCGAUGCAACCUCCUGCACAGGAGCUGGUAGCUAAAGAUUUACAUGACAAUACAUGGACAUUUAGACAUAUUUAUCGAGGUCAACCAAAGAGGCACCUUUUGACUACUGGUUGGAGUGUCUUUGUUAGCACGAAACGACUCUUCGCUGGUGAUUCCGUCCUUUUCAUAAGAGAUGAGAAGUCUCAACUUCUCUUGGGUACAAGGCGUGCAAAUAGACAGCAGCCAGCUCUUUCUUCAUCAGUAAUUUCUAGUGAUAGCAUGCAUAUUGGGAUCCUUGCUGCUGCAGCUCAUGCUGCGGCAAAUAACAGCUCGUUUACUAUAUUCUAUAAUCCAAGGGCAAGCCCUUCCGAGUUUGUGAUACCCUUAGCGAAGUGUAACAAAGUUAUGUAUACCCAAGCUUCCCUUGGCAUGCGGUUUAGAAUGAUGUUUGAAACCGAGGAGUCUGGAGUACGCAAGUACAUGGGUACCAUUACUGGUAUCAGCGACUUGGAUCCUGUGAGAUGGAAAAAUUCACAGUGGCGUAAUCUUCAGGUUGGAUGGGAUGAAUCUACAGCUGGUGAGCGGCCAAGCCGAGUUUCAAUUUGGGACAUUGAGCCCGUCAUAACUCCUUUCUACAUUUGUCCACCUCCAUUUUUCAUGCCCCGGUUUCCCAAGCAAUCAGGGACGCCAGAUGACGAGUCUGAUAUGGAGAAAGCCUUCAGGAGAGCUAUGCCCUGGCUCGGAGAUGACUUUGGUACGAAAGAUGCUCCUAGUUCAAUCUUCCCUGGUUUGAGUUUAGUUCAGUGGAUGAGCAUGCAACAGAAUAAUCAGUUUCCAGUUGCUCAAUCAGGAUUCUUUCCAUCAAUGUUUUCUUCAAAUCCGCUCCAUAAUAGCGUUGGCACCGAUGAUCCUGCCAAAUUAUUGAAUUUCCAAGCUCCCGGGUUACCUGCGUCAAUUAUGCAAUUUAACAAAGCAAAUACAAACCAAGUCAACCCAUUGCCUCAAAUGACUAUGGCAUGGGCCCAACAGCAGCAACUUCAGCAGUUAUUGCAGACUCCUUUAAAUCAACAGCAGCAGCAGCAAUCCCUACAGCAAUUGCAGCGACAACAGCCACAACAACCACAGCAGCAGCUUGAGCCUCAGACUCAGCCACAGCCGCUGCCACAAUCACAAUCACAGACACCUCCCCAGCAGCAGGAGCUACAGCAACAACAAAAAAAACAACAGACGCAACCACCGCAGCAGUUGCAACAGCAGGCAUUCCUCCCAUCUCAAGUAAAUAAUGGAAUCAUUUCCACUAACCAGAUCCCAGAUCAAAAUUUGCAUCAGCCAGCUGUUUGCUCGCAGCUUCAGCAGCAACAAUUGCUGAUGAGUAAUAGCCAGUCUGUCCAAACUAUCCACUCUUCCACUAAAACCUCAUAUCCUUUGAUGUCAUUACCGCAAGAUACACAGAUUCAGCAACAGAUGGAUCAGCAAACUAACCUCAUUCAGAGACAACAACAGUUGCAGCAGUCACCACUACAAUUGUUGCAACAAAGCUUGUCCCCGAGGACACAGCAGCAGCCACAGAUGCCGCAAUUGUCUCAGCAGGGCUUCUUGGAGCAGCAGCUUCAAUUACAACUGUUACAGAAAUUGCAGCAGCAGCAACAGCAACAGCAGCAGUCAUCUCAACGGUUUCUCUCCCCAGCUGUAUCACUGCUGCAGCCACCAAUGGAGCAGCAACAGUCAACCCAUCAUCAAAACCAAUCAUUGCAGCAAUUGCCACUGUCACAGAGCCCAUCACAACCCCUUGGCAGCAAUGGCUUCUCAACAUCAAUGCCUCAAGUUCAUAACAAGCCUCAUACUGCUAUGAGAACCCAUUCUGGUCUUACUGAUGGCGAUGCACCAUCAUGUUCAACCUCACCUUCGACAAAUAAUUGUCAGGUUUCCCAAUUUAACUUUCUAAACAAAAACCAGCAAGUACCAUCCAUGUUGGUGACGGAUCCACUUGUCGAGCUGGAAAGUACCCCGGUUCAAGAGCUUCAGAGCAAGCCUGAUAUAAGAAUCAAACAUGAACUACCCACCUCUAGAGGAUCAGAACUGUCAAAGUACAAAAGUACCGUGACAGAUCAAUUAGAAGCAUCCUCUUCUGGAACAUCAUACUGCCUAGAUGCAGGCACUGCCCAGCAUAAUUUCUCCCUCCCUAUCUUUCUAGAAGGUGAUGUUCAGUCACAUCCUCGGAACAAUCUUCCUUUUAUAGCUAAUAUUGAUGGAUUGGCACCUGACACUUUAUUAUCAAGGGGAUAUGACUCUCAAAAGGAUCUUCAAAACCUACUUUCUAGUUAUGGUGGCAACUCGAGAGAUAUUGAUGCAGACUUGUCUACUCCUGCAAUAAGCUCUCAGUCGUUUGGUGUGCUGAACACACCUUUCAAGACCGGGUGCUCUAAUGAUGUUGCCAUCAAUGACACAGGAGUUCUAAAUGGCGGAUUGUGUGCCAACCAAACUCAACGCAUGCGAACAUAUACAAAGGUGCAAAAGCGUGGCUCGGUUGGAAGAUCAAUUGAUGUGACCCAUUACAAAGGAUACGAUGAACUCAGGCACGAUCUAGCUCGCGUGUUUGGAAUCGAGGGGCAGCUGGAAGAUCCACAAAGUUCUGACUGGAAAUUAGUUUAUGUGGAUCAUGAAAACGACAUAUUACUAGUUGGUGAUGAUCCUUGGGAAGAAUUUGUAAGCUGUGUUCAGAGCAUAAAGAUACUGUCAUCGGCAGAAGUACAACAGAUUAGCUUGAAUGGUGAUCUUGGAAAUGUGGCAGUUCCCAGUCAAGCCGUGUCGUUUAAUAGAUAAAAAAGGUUUCAAGAUUCAUAUAGAAUAACAAAUUGAUAGCAUAACUUCUUCACCUGUUGGACUUUGCUUGGGCUACUCAAUGAAGAUGCAAUUCAGCCCGAGUGGGCAGAUCAUAGGUGUUUAAUUUUAAAAAUCUCUGCCAUGAAGGUGGCAGGAAGAUCAUGUUUUAACUUUUUAACAUAUGGUAAGGUGCCAUAAAGGACCACUGAUGUAUAAUCUAUAUAUAACCAUUAUAUUGAUAGAGCUGAUCUGACAUUAAUAUGUCCUGUAAAUGGCGCUAUGAUGUAAGAGCACCUUCUAUCUCUUGUACAAUUUGCAUGAAUUUUUGUUG